AUGUUUUCUUCUACAGGCUACAAGCAUUCAAAAAGUGCACUUGCAUUAAUUUGCAUACUUGUGAACUUGCACUUGAGCUGCACUCAAGAUAUCUGUAAAUCAGAUGAUGACUAUAAAAAUAAAGAUGUCUAUGACAACACCAUGACAGCAGUUCCUGAAAAACUGAAAGAAGGAGCCAAUGAAAUAUACUUCGUUAACAGCCAGAUUCCUGUCAUAACCAAAGGAGCUUUCGCUAAAAACCCUCAAGUAACAAAAAUCGAAUUUAUCGGAACUUCAACGCAGUCUGUGGAGGUCGGAGCCUUUGAGGGUUUGCCUGAUAUCUCAACCAUUGAGAUAUCUGGCACCCAAAUGACAGCAUUACCUGUAGGUGUUUUUAAGGAUCUCAUCAACCUUGAAAAACUUGUUUUAAAAAGUAACAAACUCCAGAGCCUUGAAAAUGGAUUAUUUGAUGAUUUAAAAAAGCUUCAAGAACUGAGUCUACAUACAAAUGAGAUAAGCUCCAUUGAGGAGGGAACAUUUGAUAAUUUAGAGAAUCUAUUGUCUCUUCAUCUAGCAAGAAACAGAUUAAGUUCUGUAUCAAAGUCUCUUUUUGCAAAACUCAAGAAAUUGCGUUACUUCAGGCUGUAUGAAAACCAGCUGAAUGUUUUGCCUGAUGGGAUUUUUGAUAAUCUUCCUGAUCUGAUAGAAAUUAACGUGCAAGGCAACAAAAUCUCAACUAUACAACCAAAUUUGUUUCCACACAAAACUAAAUUAGUAAAACUGUAUUUGGAAAAUAAUCUUUUAACGGAACUACCCCAAGAUCUAUUUGUUGGCUUUUCUGCAUUAAAGACGCUAACUCUGCACAAUAAUCAACUCACCAGUCUUCCCGCCAUCCUUUUUGGAGAAAUGCUGCAAAUGACUGAAUUGAGCCUGAGCCACAAUAAUCUUACCUACUUACCAACUAGAGUUUUCAGCCCUCUCAAGAAGCUCAAGAAGUUAGACCUCUCCUCAAACCAAUUUUCAACUUUAUCUGGAGACUUUUUUGAAGGUCCUGAGAAACUGACUGAACUUAAUCUUCAGAAUAACAUGAUAGAAUCACUUAAAUCAGAGGACUUUGAAAAACUUCAGUCUCUUUCAACACUCAAACUGGCAAAAAAUAGACUGAGAAGCCUUCCUGGAGAUGUUUUUGUCUCUCUUCCAAAACUCAGUAAAUUGUACCUGAACAAUAACCCAUGGCACUGUGACUGUAACCUGUUGCCAUUUUUCGAAUGGAUGAAGAACAAUGAGGAAAAGAUUAAGUCAAAGCCUGCUGAAGUUUGUGAAUCACCCAAAGAUCUGCUAAAUCAACCCAUCUCCUCCUUGACAGAGCAACUGAUUACAUGCAACCAAACUUUUAUCUGCCACACACCUGCUGGCCAAAUAUGUGUUUGUCAGCACCCUUGAUUAACUUUCCUCAAAAUAAAAGUUUUAUAGGCACGAGGCUGGCAGUUUGUAGUCAUGUGAUAUUGAAAAUCUGAAAAAAGCUAAUGCCAGUUCUUGCUGGUGGUGGAUAAAACACUUCUAAAGUUGCCUGUAUUUUAUCAGCUUAACAAUACUUUUUAAUGUUUAACAAGAGCAAGGCUAUUUCAGUAGAGGUCCAAACAAUUGUAUAUUGACUGAAUACAACAGACCUUGAUAUAGAAGAGAAGAGAAGAGAAGAAGAAGAGAAGAGAAGAGAAGAGACAAACAUUGCUUCAUUAUAUACAUAUAGGUACACUCUGUUCUAAGCAAAUAUUAUGUGCUUUUAACCAGCAAAAGAUUAUUAUCCUCAUUUUUCAUCGUGAAACUCUUUGUAGAUGCUUCAUUGGAAAUGGUAAUUUUUUGUAAAAUAAUUCUCAAAUCAGCAAAAUUGUAAAUAUUUAAGACCAUUUCUGCCUAAAGCCGAAACUUAAGCGAUAUAUUUUUUCCCCUUUCUUAUGUCAAAGACUUGCUUGUUGCCACAAAUUGCUUAUCUCUUCAAAAACAGCAAACAAACUAUCCACACCCUUACUGCUGCUUUACACGCACUCUGUGAAGACUUAGGCAAAGUUAUAUUCGGAUAAGAGCAGUAUAAACUGCGUACAAAGUUGCAAACAGCAUUCUGAAUGUUAGUUCAGCUAAAGCAGAGAUGAGCAGGUAAGAAUGGUUUUCUAUCUGAUACUACACAUGCACAUCAAGAACAGGACGAGAUAUUUGGUUAAUGGCAUUGUGAAGGAGAGAAAAUAAUUAUGUAUAAAAAAACAAUAUUAAAAAAAAUAUAUAUAUAUAUAUAUAUAUAUAUAUAAACAACAACAACUUUGAGUUGUAUGUAAAGUUUUAUGUAUUUAUUUAUUUAUAUCCAUUGUUUAUCCAAAAUCCUAAAUUUACGGAAAUGUUGUGACUUGUGACAGUAAAAGUUACUGUGAUUAUUUUAUUUUAUUUUUAAUUAUUUUAAUUGUUUUGUCUCUUAAUAUUAUUAAUUCAUGAGGACAUCAUACAUCAUUAGAUGUGAUUUUAGGCUAUGAGUUCAUAUAUGGAGAAACAACUGGCCUGUUAUAGAUUUUAUUGCAGAUUUCUUGGUCCAUGGUGCAAACCAGAAUUUUUCUUUCAAAAUAUAAUAAACAAUAUUUCACUACA
Myxocyprinus asiaticus (Chinese sucker) is the source of this 2613-nucleotide messenger RNA. RefSeq names its product leucine-rich repeat-containing protein 15-like. The record is from RefSeq and is a predicted model, not a curated record. The transcript has a single exon. The coding region runs from base 1 to 1422 and encodes 473 amino acids. NCBI's taxonomy places the organism in Eukaryota, Metazoa, Chordata, Actinopteri, Cypriniformes, Catostomidae. Gene Ontology annotation, cellular component: plasma membrane. Gene Ontology annotation, molecular function: protein binding.